UUGGUGGCGGUCAUGGAGGAAAUCGGCACUGGCUUCCGGAAAGAGCUGGUGAGCAAGCUGCUGCACUUGCAUUUUAAAGACAACAAGACCAAAGUCAGCGGGGACGCGCUGCAGCUCACGGCCGAGCUGCUCAAGAUCUUCGUUGUGGAAGCGGCCAUCCGCAGCAUCCGGCAGGCCCAGGCAGAGGACCUGGCCCAAGUGGACGUGGAGCAGCUGGAGAAGGUGCUGCCUCAGCUGCUUCUGGACUUCUAGGGGUUUCCACCCUCACUGUGGCCACCGGUCCAAGUCACGGCCUCUGGCUUCAGACGGGACAGGAGCUGCUGAUUCCCCAACGUUCUCCUCCAGCUCCCAGGAUUGGCCAGGUGCCAGCAAACCACCACUCUCUUCCCCAUCGUCCCCUCUGCCUGCUGCUGAUGGCCGGGAUGCAGCAGAU
This is a messenger RNA of Mesoplodon densirostris (Blainville's beaked whale), 433 nucleotides long. RefSeq names its product centromere protein X-like. The transcript has a single exon. Bases 13 to 252 code for a protein of 79 amino acids. Gene Ontology annotation, cellular component: Fanconi anaemia nuclear complex; FANCM-MHF complex. The record is from RefSeq and is a predicted model, not a curated record. Gene Ontology annotation, biological process: DNA repair; replication fork processing; kinetochore assembly. NCBI's taxonomy places the organism in Eukaryota, Metazoa, Chordata, Mammalia, Artiodactyla, Ziphiidae.